UUGCUCGGGCGCUGCUGCGCUGUACGGACGGGUUCGCUGCAACUCUUCAGCAGCCGCGCCGUCGAGGUUCUGCUGGGAAUCUCAUCGUCUCUGCUCGCGGCGCGACACCGCGGCGAGGCGACCGCAAUGGCGCGCUACAGCGAGGGCGUCAUCGCGUUCCUGGCAGCCGUCUGUGCGAUCGGCCUCGCGCCGGCGGCGGACGCGGCCAUCAAGGCCGACCAGGCGUACUGCCUGCAGUUCACGUGGGUGGGCCCCAACUACGACAACUCCACCUUCGACAACAAGACGUGCUCCGAGCUCAAGUACGAGGCGUGCACCGGCCCGCUCGUCGUCACCAACGACCAGACGCCGCCCAACACCACCUACCUGUGGCACACCUACGGCUCGCAGGUGGCCUGCCGCCUCACCAAGGGCACCGUCUGCAUCAAGUGGGUCUACAGCUUCAGCGGGUCCGCGGAGUACAUCACGUACAUGUGCAGCAAGAUCUCGGUGCAAGGCGAGAGCGCAAUGACGUCCGGCUGCGAGGAGCAGAAGACGAACGACAGCUACACGAAGCAGGUGUGCGCGUGUCGCUCCUACGCCGGACAGAUGCCCUGCAACUCCGCCCCAGCUCCUUCCUCCAUGCACCUGGUCGCCGCGCUCGCCGCGGCCGCUUUGCUCGCUGUCGCGGCCCGCAACAUGGCGUCCUGAAGCCGCGCGAUACGUUAAAAGGAGCAUCACAUACUUUCAAUCUGCACGUUAUUCGAAGUUGUUAGAAGAUUGCUUAUCGUGAGGGAAAAACCCCUACCAUAUUGCAAGGAUUGAUAUAUUUUACGGCCGUAGAUUAUUUUAAAGAACAUUAACCUAACUUCCUGGAAAAAAUAAAGUACCAUUAUUUAUUACACUGACCGAACCUAACCUUAACUAAACUUAUAUCUUCGGUAAAAUUAGGAACUGUUCGGAUUGUUGUUGUGGCGUUCAUCCCCAUGAACUGUAGGCUAUCCUCUGAGUUUGCGUAAAAAAUGUACAGUUAUAGUUUAUAUAUAUAUACACACACACAAUCUAUUGGGGCAAAUUUAUGAUACCGUUUUUACAGGAUAUGAGUGUCAUACAUGAAUACUUGCUUAGUUUCCUCCCCCAUUAUACAUUAUAUUUAUAAAACAAUAGGAAGAAAAAAAAGGCAGCUCAAUGCUUUUAAAUGCAUUCGGAAAGUUUGCAUUACUGCAACAAACAUAUAGCAGCGAGUGCCUGUGAUAUAUACCAAGCUAAACAGUUACGAAAAAGUCCAAAUAAAAACAUAAUUUAGGAUCGAAUACGCAGCGAAAUUCAAAAGGGAAUGAGUAUGGUUGGUCGAUUUAAAGCGUGAUACCUACCUGUCAGGUGUAAUGUUGUGUACCCACAAUACAAGGUCACAUAUGGGCAAGACUACACAGAGUGCAUAGGAAAUCCAAAUAAUUUAAUCAUAGUGCAGAAUAAUAUUGUUAAAUUAUAAAUAGGGGCAUGUAUUUUCGCAAAAAUAUUUAGAGACUAUUGCUGAGAUUUAAAACACUGAAGCAUCGUCUGUGUUCCGUGAUUGGUUGAGUUUCUUUCAGGUGCAUGUCUACCGUCAGCACACCAAUCACAGUAUUUCAGUGUAGAAGCAAAGUUUCCUGAAUGGCUCAGUCAAAUACGACAAUGGCUUCACUCGCAGACGGCCGCUAAUUCUAAGGGAACAAUCGCUAUCACAGGCAUAUCUCGUUGGAGUCUAAUUAGCAAUCAGAUUUUUUCAUGAAAAUACAUGUCCCUAAUGAUAAUGCAUACAUACUGUGUGUUCAUUUGAAUUUAUAAACUGUUCUGACAAGUAAUUCUCCAAUAGUUUGCCAAUCACCAGAGUUUUGAGGUUAGCAUCUACAUAUUUAAAGUAUAGUAGGAUGGUUCUCACGUGUAUUUUAAACUGUUACCAUUUUAUACUGCCAAUAAAUACCAAAAUUACAUAUUUAGUAAUUAAAACUAUGAAUGUGCAGCGGUCAGGACCGCUGCCUUCAAACUUCGCGCUUCGGGCGAUAGAAAUAUAAGCUUUCAAAUGUAUAUAUUGUCUGUAGUUACUAUGUUUUAAAUUAUAUUUAUUGAUGUUAAGAUAUGUUUUGGAUUGAGUAAACUUGCAACUGAGUACUUAUUGCAUUUGAAAAUUAAACUAUGCAGUUUCUUAUUUAGCAAGCAUAUUCGUAUACGGAAUAAAAUAUAAUUAGCUACCGUAUAAUUAGCCUGUAACGUUGAUUAAUAUGACGUAUGUCUUAUGAAUUUCUUUUAUAUUGACAGAAACAAAUCCAUAAAUAAUUAUAUUAUAUAAGUAUUCCAUAUUCCUUAGUUCCUCUGAAGUCACUCUAUACACAUUUAUACUAGUGUUAAGUCUCGGUACCCCACGCAAUAUUGAUUUUUUAUUUUUUUCUCAUUAAUUCAAUACCACCCUUGCAGAUGCAGUUCGGUCGCAGAUAUUUUUAACAUAUAUUCAUUAAGUGUAAUAUGAUGGGUGUAAUAUGUCGCGCAAGAUAUAAUAACUACGAAGCCUAACGCAAAUUUAUACAUUCAAUGUAUAUUACACUAAGUACAUAUGUGUUGAAAAUAUUUGUCAACAAAAAAAUGUAUGGUAUGAGAGGUAUCAAGACACACUUUUAGAAUAAGCCAUUAAAUAAAAGUAAUGACGGAAAAAUGAAAAAAAUAUUUAACAAGGCGUGUGUGUGACCGAGCCUUAAAGUAAAACAGUAGAAAAAAUCUCUUUAAUUUUCAUUUGUAUACAGUUGAUAUGCUAUGUGACAGAAAGUUAUUUCUAGUUUAUUAAAAUGUUUUGAAUAAAAA
Molecule: messenger RNA, 2814 nt
Organism: Bacillus rossius redtenbacheri
Lineage: Eukaryota; Metazoa; Arthropoda; Insecta; Phasmatodea; Bacillidae
Exons: 4
Coding region: 127-690 (187 amino acids)
Source: RefSeq, a predicted model, not a curated record